GUGAUACAGCGAAAAAACAAGGAAAUGCUCGCGGAAAGUUCUAACGACGUGCUUUGCUUCUUUUGAUAAAGUAGUUAAAUCAAGAAAGAUGAAUGUGCCUUUACUGUUUUUGCUGGCGUGUAUUUUACACUUUAACUCCAAAUGUAGUGCUACUAUUCUGCCUUCGUCAUGUCCUUACCCUCCGUCACAGUGGUGCUCGACGCUAGACUCUGCCGUCCAGUGCGGGGUGCUGAAACACUGUCUCCAUGCCAACUUGACCAAAUGGCAUCACGCAGGAGAACCAGUCCAAAUAGAGGUCUACUACGAGACUCUGUGUCCCGACUGCAUAAUGUUUGUCACGCAGGUGCUGUAUCCCACAUGGGUGCUGUUGCAGGACAUCCUGUCUGUCCACCUGGUCCCCUUUGGAAAUGCACAGGAGGCACCAAGUGGGAGCAAGUACAUAUUUAAGUGCCAACAUGGCGAACAAGAAUGUCUUGGUAACAUAAUUCAGACGUGUUUAUUGAACAUGAGUGACAAUGCCUUCCUCAUCAUUUUCUGUAUGGAGGCCUCCACUGAUGUCAUCGCUGCUGCUAAGAGUUGUGUUCAUCUGUACAGUCCCGAAUUGAGCUGGGAACGACUCAUGAGUUGUGUGAAUGGAGAUUUAGGAAACCAGCUUAUGCAUCAGAACGCCGUAAAGACCAACACUCUGGAUCCUCCGCAUCAGUUUGUACCUUGGGUGACCAUUAAUGGGGAGCACACAGAUGAUCUGCAGAAGAAAGCUAUAAAAUCUCUCUUCCCUCUGAUCUGCAGCAAGUACAAGGGAAUAAAGCCUGUGAUCUGUGGAGAAGGUGGGCAUAGAGAUUUAAGGAUCUAACAUCUCUGCUUGAGGUGUGGCCACUUGAUAUCCAGGUUAUGUCAAUACUUAACAUUGACGGGAUCAGACGUUCUAUCACUGCCCUAUGAUGGCCCACCAGGCUUCUAAAGCACUGGGGAAACCCUGUUUAGUUUGUCAUUUUGCACUAGUAAUCUUGUUAAAACCUAUUUGGCCAUGAGAUGGCACCAUAACUUAAGUUCUGCUCCUGAAACGAGCCAACCGACGUUUACUCUUUGUAACUGUAAGAAUAAUUAUGGCACACUUUCACUUUAAAUAUGCUGCCCUCUAUUUUUUUCUUUAAGCAAUAUCAUCCACCAGGUCCCUAACUGUGUGUUUGAUGCCAAAGCUUGUGUAACAUCCUGGGAUUUUUGUUCUUUGUUUAGUAAAAAGGGUAUUUGAGA
This is a messenger RNA of Corythoichthys intestinalis (scribbled pipefish), 1254 nucleotides long. Its product is annotated as gamma-interferon-inducible lysosomal thiol reductase-like. The coding region runs from base 89 to 853 and encodes 254 amino acids. Gene Ontology annotation, molecular function: oxidoreductase activity, acting on a sulfur group of donors, disulfide as acceptor. The transcript is spliced from 7 exons. NCBI's taxonomy places the organism in Eukaryota, Metazoa, Chordata, Actinopteri, Syngnathiformes, Syngnathidae. The record is from RefSeq and is a predicted model, not a curated record. Gene Ontology annotation, cellular component: lysosome.